AUGACUGAUUAUAAUUUUGAUCACCCGGAUUUUACCCAAGAACACAUCGCGCAUCUCCAAGUCCACCCUCUCGAGGCUUGCCAGCGCGAAAAUGCAUCGCUUCGUAUUAGACUUGAAACGUUCAAUCGCAUGCUCAUUGAAGCGAAAGAAGAGUCGCAAACGAGAUUGGUUCGUAUAAAGCAGGUGAGGGCGGAAAGGGAUGCUGCGUUUAAUGAAGGGGAAGCGUAUGCCAAAGGGGAAAUUCGAGAGGAGAUUGGGAUUGUGAGGAGGGAGAGGCAUGAGGCGGAGGUGAAGAGGAAGGAGGCGGAGGAGAAGGAGGCGAAAGCGCGGGAGAGGUUGAGAGAUAUGGAGAGGGAAUUGGAGGAAUUUAAAGAAGAGAGGAAGAAGGGGGUGAAUAGGAUGGAAGGGGUGGAUAGAGAAACGAUCAAUUUGUUGAAGGAGAGAGAAAGAUUUGAAGAGGAACUUCGUGAGGCCAAAGAGAUUAUCAAAGGGAAAGACUUCUAUAUACAGCGUUUGGAGGAGGAAACGAGGAGUAUGUCGGCGAAUGUGGAGGAGCUGGUGGCAGAGAGAGACACUUUGAAAGAACAUUUGACGGAGGCAUCGGAAAGGAUGUCGAUGGAUGUGGAAGAGACGCCUCCAGCGGAAAGUGAGCCGAUGAUGGCUCUGACGAAACAAUUUAAUGUGUUGUUGGCAGAGAAAAAUGAUUUACUACAGCAGUUGGAGAUUGUGACGGAAAAUCUUAUGGGGACUACGCCGAAAGAGAAUACACCGGAAAUAGGCAUACCGGAAAAGAAUAGAAAGCGGGCGGUUAGUACAUUGAGUAUUAACGCGGAUCCAGACAGCGAUGUGUUCCAGGAGUUCGAACCAAAACUGCAAGCUCCUUCUCCUCUAAGACAGACUUCUACUCCCGAAUCGAAUGAAGAUGCGGAUGAAGAAGAGCUGAAGAUAAGUAUCGAGACGAAUGAAAGUGACAACUCGAGGGAACGUUAUCGAAAAAACAAAGAGAUUUGGUCACAACGACUGACUGACCGCAUCAAAAGUCUCGAGAAGAAGAAUAUGCGUCUUGAACGCUAUCACGACAUCAGUCACGUAACUCGCGCAUUCCUCAGUCUUACGCCCGUCCAUUUCGAAGCAUUACGAGAACUGAAAGAGCGCAAGAGAAAAGAGGGCUUGAUAUUACUCGAUGUGAUGAGCAAAGAACACAAUUCGCUGAGAAAGCAAAAUCGGAACCUCGAAAAACAAUUGAAGUUAUUGGCUGAUAUGCGAAGUAGAGAAAAAGACGAUUCGGCCGAGGCACAGGACUUCAUACUUACUCAGCGCCGAUGUGAUUCAAAGGAAGAAGCUGUGAAUAUCUAUAAAAGACUGUAUGAUCAAGCGCAGAUGGCUAUGCAGAAGAUGAUAGAGACUGGGGCGGGUGUUGAUGCGGAAGAAGUUACGGAGUUGCGAAAGGAGAGGGAUAUUUAUAAGAAGAGGAAAGAGGAAUUGGAAGAGGAAAUCGAUGGUUCUUUGGGACUAAGAAAACAAUUGGCGUUCAGUGUAGCUGGAGACACAGGAGAUGUUUAUAUGGCGACUCAGUUAACACGAGUCAAAGCUGAGCUCGAAUGGCGCACAAAGGAGAGAGAUAUCGCCAUGGAAGAGUCUCACGUGGAGCAAAAUCUGACAUCCAUCAAAGAAUUAAUGGAUCAGCUAUCCCAGAAUCUCGAAAAGAGCGCUCGUCCGAUCGAGCGACAAAAUACGGAACAUGAGGAACUCACAAAGAAAUACCAAAUAUGUUUACGUCAGUUGAGCGACAAGAAGGAGAAGAUCAAAACUCUCGAGAGUUUCCUGGAGGAUAAGUAUAUGGAAACCGAGGAUCUUGCAGGCGAUGAGCACAGCGAUUCCCUCAGGGCAAGAUUAGCUCGAACAUUAAUGGAGCUUUAUCAAGUGAAGCGAACAUUGAUGGAAAAAACAAUACAGAGAAAUAGUCUCACCAAGAGCGCUGUCAACUGUUUGACGACAGUAUUACGGGAAAAUGAGACGUUGAAAAAGACAAUAGACACCCUCAAAAAACAUCCCGAUCGUGAUCCCGAACGGCCUGUUACAGACGUCGAUUUAGAAAAUGAAGAAACAAUCGCGAGCCUUCAACAGACGGUCGAUUCUUUAACGAAACGACUCAAUAAAGCGGAUUCUGCUAUCAGUUCUGCAGAGAAAAGGGCCGCGAAGUCGAAAGAUAGAUUGGAGUCUUAUAUUGGGAUGCAUGCAUUUGGAGGAGAUUCUCACCCCAGAGUUAAAGCUUUAAGAGAAAGUCGAGCUCGAGUUGCCGUAGGCCCCAAUGCAACCGAUACGCAAGUUAUCGCGAUUUUGAAAAACCAGCUGAAAGAUACCGAUGAUUUCUUGAACUUCGUUUGUGCGAAACUGGUGGUGCUGUCGGAUGAGAGACGAGAGUUGGAUACUGGGAAGGUGGAGGCGGCGGAGAGGAGAUUGGAGGAGUGUAUGGAUUUGGUGGGGGGGCCGUUGGGUCAAAAUGAGGCGUGGGAUAAUUUAAAAGGGCUGUUGAGCGAGACGAGGGAAACGUUGGUGGUUAAGAUGAAGGAGUGGAAAGAGAAGGAUAAGGAGCGGGAUUGGGCGGUGGAAAGCUUGGAGAACCUUUUGAAGGAGAGUGAGGAGAGGGGAGUGGCGCUCGCUAAGCUUUUACAUGCCGCGCAGGAAGAUGUGGAGAGUAAAGGUACGCAGGGUGGUAGAAUUGCAGAACUGGAAGAACAGUUGAAAAAGAAUGAGGAAAUGAUAAGCAAUUCACUACGGGAAAAUGAUCAACAUAAAGCCGAGACUGAUGGAUUGGAAUCCUUCCUUCAAGCUAGUGAGGUACAGACGACUCAACUCGAAGAACAACUCAGUAGGAUUGAAGAAAAAAUACAAUAUUUGCAACAAGAGAAGGAUAACCACAAAGCUGAGGCGGAGAGACUGGAAGAUCUUCUCAAAGCCAGUGAAACAAAGACGGCGCAAUUCUUUAGAAUAUUAAGGGACGAGGAAGAGGAACAAUACCGAGAAGAGAUCGAAAGAUUGCAUGAGCUCCUCUUGAUGAAAGAGGAAGAGGACAAUCAAUAUCGUGAAGAGAUUGAGAGGUUGCACGAACUUCAUACAAUGAGUGAGGCUAAAACCACCGAGCUUCUUGAGAUAUCGCUGAAAACUUCAACGCGACUAUCUCAUCUUGAAGAUGAAGGCACAAGAUGGAAGAAUGUGGCUGGGGAAAGCAUAAGGGAAAUAGAGCAGUUGCAAUCGAAGCUCGAGGAUCUAGAGGCGGAAAUUGAAUUGCUUCGUAUAGCGAACCAUCAGAAUGCGGAUACGCAAACAGAAAUGUCUAUGGCCAAGGAUAUGGAAACGCAAACAGAGAGCCCCGAAAGUCCAUCAACUCCAGCUCUGACUUCUUCAAUUCCGGAAGUAGCAGCACCCAAACCUAAGAAAUCUAAAAAGAAGGCCCCCAACAAGAAAUCUGUCAAGCGAGGAUCACAGGACUCACGAUAUAAUCCCCACCAAGACUCCGCUUCCGAAUCUCCAGACGAAGAAUUGGAAGAUACAAAGACACCCAAACCACAACCACCACCACCACCAAAACCAAAACCCAACAUUUCCAUCCGCCGAGAACUCGCCCAUCCAGUACCAUCUCCCUCCCCGGCUCCUUCUAUACAAAUCAAAUUUGUAUCCAAAAAGAAUCUCAAGAAAGCAGAAAGCAAAGAAAGGGAGGAAUAUGAUUCGCUGUAUAGAGAUGAAGGAGGAGCAGAAUCUGAAGACGAAGAGGUACCAGCGACGGAAGUAGAGCCCGUGUCGCCGGUCGAGGAGAUGCAAAAUGUGGAGGUGAAUGGAGCGAGGAGGAGUAGGAGGACGAGAAAUAAAAGUCCGGUUUAUGUGGGGGAAUUCAUUGUGGAAGGUCCGGGGAGGGCGCAGAAGAGGAAAGCGGUUAGGAGUGAGAAUUCUGGGAGGGGAAAGAGGGGGAAGAGGUGA
Sclerotinia borealis F-4128 is the source of this 3978-nucleotide messenger RNA. NCBI's taxonomy places the organism in Eukaryota, Fungi, Ascomycota, Leotiomycetes, Helotiales, Sclerotiniaceae. The record is from the annotation of a GenBank genome assembly.